GUCACAAUAGACAAUUCUGUUAGGUUUAAAUUUCUUUUUCAUUGUGAAUUGUGAAUGUGAUUCGUAAAAAUUAAAUAAAAUGAGUUCUUCAAAAGCUUUAAUGUUAAUAUAAUAUAAUAAAAAAACCAAACACAAAGUGAAGUCAUCAUGGCUUCAAACGUUUCAAUAGCUGAUGACAAAACAUCUAGCCACACGAUUUUAGAAAAAAUUAAUGCUAAUAGUCAAGAUUCAAUUUCAAACAAGGCCCCAGACAUUAAUGAUUUUACUAUUAUUAAACCUAUUAGUCGAGGAGCCUUCGGAAAAGUUUUCCUUGCUCAUAAAAAGAGUAAUAAAGAACAAAUGUAUGCAAUUAAAGUAAUGAAGAAGUCUGACAUGAUUAACAAGAACAUGGUCACACAAGUAGUGACAGAGAGGAAUGCACUGGCACUAUCUAGGAGUCCUUUUUGUGUACAUUUGUUUUACUCAUUGCAGUCAGCAUCAUCUGUGUAUUUGGUAAUGGAGUUCAUGGUUGGUGGUGAUCUGAAAUCUCUGUUAGGCACUUAUGGCUUUAUGGAGGAGGCUAUGGCAGUGUUCUAUGCAGCAGAAGUAACUUUAGCGCUGGAGUAUUUGCACAAACAUAACAUUAUUCACAGAGAUCUGAAGCCUGACAACAUGUUGAUAUCCAAAACAGGUCAUGUUAAAUUAACAGAUUUUGGCUUAUCCAAAAUUGAAGUACAUAGAGAUUUAGAAAUAUCUGACUUUGUGAACUGUACACCAAGCCUUAACAUGCGAACGCCAGGACAGUUGUUGUCUCUGACAUCACAUCUGUCUUUUGGCUCUGGUGGAGGAGACAGUGCCCGGAACUCGAGCGUGGAUACUUGUGAGAAUCUUCUUGAUCAGCUUUUAGAGAUCACUAAAUUAAAAGGUGACUCAGCUAUAAUGGAUUAUUCACAAUUAUCGGGUAUACAUCCCUUUAUGAGCGCCGAAAGCAUAAAUUUGGACUUGACUAGUCAGGAUUCUGGAUCAGAAUCUUUAAGCUCGUAUCACACUUGCGAGAGCUCUAAAAAUAGCACCGACAACACUAAGAGCAGCAACAGGUCGACAGACAUCAGUAGUGCCAACGGUUCCUCCUUAGAGUCAAACAUAUUGACUGACUCGCAACAUGAUCAGUCCACUUCACCACUCUGCAGAGGACAGUCUCUAAAGAGGAUACCCAGUUUUCGUGCCAAGAAGAGAAAGAGAAUAUUAGACUGCGACGGAGACACUCCAACAGGAGUGACAAGUUUGUUAGAGUCUAAAGAAAACCACAGUGGGCUCACUCAAGAAAUUAUGGCAUUAGAACUGGAAGUCAGUCAAAACACCCCUAAGAGAAUGGCCAUUCAUCCUACACCAGAGAGACGCAAAAAUCCUCUUAAAGGAGUAUUAAAGAAAAGAUGGGUAUCACAGAACGACAGUCACCAUUUCAAUGUCGGAGUGAUAUUCUCUACGCCAGUAUCAAAUAAGUCUCCCGAAACCAAGAAAAAAGCGACCAGGUUUAAUAUACCCCUUGAUGAUACAGUUUUGAGCAACAAGGAGAGGUCUGCCACUUUUGGAAAGCACAUAUCUACGAGUCUAGAGAUUUUUCCUACCAGAAGAUUGAGUAAGGGUGAAGGAAGCAAAUCUCCUACGGAAUGUAAAACACCUUUAGCAGCAGUACAGACGCCGUAUCGGACGCCAAAAAGCGUACGGCGCGGGAACCAAGCGUCCGACCACCCCAUUCUUGGCACCCCCGACUAUCUCGCUCCGGAAUUACUAUUGCAAAAAAGUCACGGCCCAGCGGUGGACUGGUGGGCGUUGGGCGUGUGUUUGUACGAGUUCAUGACGGGCGUGCCGCCGUUCAACGAUGAAACAGUGCAAGCGGUCUUCCAAAAUAUAUUAGCUAGAAAUAUAGAAUGGCCUGAAGACGAGGAGGCGCUGUCGGCGGAGGCGGUGGGCGCUAUCGAAGCCCUGCUGACGAUGGAGCCCGGCGCGCGGCCCGGCGCGGACGCGGUGAAGGCGCUGCCGGUGUUCCGCCGCGUGGACUGGCUCCACCAGCUCGACGCGGAGCCGCCCUUCGUGCCCACUCUCGAUGACAUCUACGACACUGGAUACUUUCAAGCUCGGAACAUACUACAACACCUACACGUAUCCAACUUUGACAUGUGAAGCUACAUCGAGCGAGAUAUUUAUAAUACUUAGUAGUUAAUUAAAAUUGUGUGAUAUAUUAGUAAUAUUAGGUAUAUUUAUAAUAUUCCAGAGUAGUUCAGACUACGCUAUAGGUCUUUACAUUUCCUUAACAUUUUCAUCGCUUAACACAGCACAGCUUCUAUACAAAGUUUUAUAAGCUCAUAUAUGGUACAUAGAGUAUUACAAUCGUAAUGGAUACAAAGAGUAUUUGCCGGCUUAUAAAACUAAAAAAAGUAUAACCUAAGGUGUUCUUGCUUGUUGAAGAAAAUGUGGUAUGUCAAUUUUAUACCUAAAAAUUGUUUUUAAGUCAUGUCAAAUCAUGCCUUGUUAUUUUUGGAAUAAAUUACACAUACUUACAUUGUACUAGUAUAUCCACGAUAUGAAUUUCGUUCUGUUUGGUCCCCUAAUAAAAUUUUACACAGUUUGGGCAGUUUUGCCGAAUUUGUGACGUAGAAUCGUUUUUUUUUAUCUACAUGGUAUAAAAUCAAUUAUGGACAGCAACUAAUGGUUUAAAAAGAGGAGAAAAAAGGAUGAUAUAAAACUAUUUGGUAGCGUAGUCUGAGCCCACUCUGAGUCAUCUUUUAGGCUUGUGUGAUAAUACCAAAUAUAAUUGUUAUGUUAUAUUUUACGUUGCAUUUAAUUAAAAUAAAAACAACAUAUCAAGGAA
Messenger RNA from Bicyclus anynana (squinting bush brown), 2851 nucleotides. RefSeq names its product serine/threonine-protein kinase greatwall (gene gwl). Gene Ontology annotation, biological process: peptidyl-serine phosphorylation; intracellular signal transduction. Bases 148 to 2163 code for a protein of 671 amino acids. Gene Ontology annotation, cellular component: nucleus. The transcript has 12 exons. The record is from RefSeq and is a predicted model, not a curated record. Gene Ontology annotation, molecular function: protein serine/threonine kinase activity; ATP binding. Lineage: Eukaryota; Metazoa; Arthropoda; Insecta; Lepidoptera; Nymphalidae.